AUGUUCCGGGAACUGUGGGAAAAGUUACUCUAUCUCAUCAUGCUCUUUUGGCAAUGUAAAUAUGAUGACAGGAUGGAUGCUGGAAGCCUCAACAAGACCCAGUACUCUGGUAAAUGGCACUUCCUCAUGGUGGCAGCGGACUCGAACAACUCACUGAUUAAAUUCAGGGCCAUGGACAGCUCAGUCUUCAUGCUCACACCCAUGGACGACACGGAGAUGUUGCUGCUCCGAGGAGAGAUCCGUCUCAGCCAGUGCGUACUUCACUGCUUAUAUGGGCUUAGAUUGACCACGCUUGUGCCUCUCAACAUGGCCAAGCAGCCAGCACAGGCAGGAUGGACCAAAUGUCCCUUCCUUUUGUACUGUACAUACAAACAGAAAUACAAUGAGGAGAUUGCUUCGAUGAAAUGUAUGACUCGACAGUGGACCUAUCACAUCAACAACGAGACUCAGGAGCUGAUCCUGGAAGGCCAGCCCGAUCUGAAGACAGAGAUAUUUGUGAAAAAGAAUAAUGAUUGUAUUCUGCUCCUGGAGACACAGGAAAAAGGAUCGGAGACCUUUCGAAGGCUGAUGCUUUAUGACAGAUCUCCUACCGUGACUAAGUACAGCCGCCUAGAAUUUGAACACCGUGCCAAUUGCAUGAACCUGUCAUCCAUUUUUGUUCUGGAACAGGCCCAAGUGCCUUGUGAACUUUGA
Molecule: messenger RNA, 693 nt
Organism: Carcharodon carcharias (great white shark)
Lineage: Eukaryota; Metazoa; Chordata; Chondrichthyes; Lamniformes; Lamnidae
Product: apolipoprotein M-like
Exons: 6
Coding region: 1-693 (230 amino acids)
Biological process (GO): high-density lipoprotein particle assembly; high-density lipoprotein particle clearance; cholesterol efflux
Cellular component (GO): high-density lipoprotein particle; low-density lipoprotein particle; very-low-density lipoprotein particle
Molecular function (GO): phospholipid binding; lipid carrier activity
Source: RefSeq, a predicted model, not a curated record